GUGUACGUCUGGACCGUUUUCUACCAAUGACGAUGUGAUGGACAAUAUGGCGCCGGGAGUAGAUUUAGCUUGUGAACCUGUCGUUAUCUAAAAGACUGGCGAUCCGUCAGGAUGAACCUCUGCGCCCAAUACUUACGGCAGGCAGAGGCCCUGAAGGCUGACAUGACAGAUUCAAAGCUUGGUGCGGCGGAGGUCUGGACGUCACGACAGGCUCUUCAGGACUUGUACCAGAAGAUGCUGGUUACGGACCUGGAGUACGCCCUGGACAAAAAAGUGGAACAAGAUCUCUGGAACCAUGCUUUUAAGAAUCAAAUAACAACACUACAGAGUCAAGCUAAAAACAGGGCCAACCCAAAUCGAAGUGAAGUGCAGGCCAAUCUCUCUCUGUUUCUUGAGGCAGCUAGUGGAUUCUAUACACAACUGUUGCAGGAGCUGUGCACGGUGUUUAAUGUGGACCUGCCUUGCCGUGUGAAGUCAUCACAGCUUGGCAUCAUCAGCAAUAAGCAAAGCAGCACCAGCGCCAUAGUGAAGCCCCAGCCCAGCUCCUGUUCCUACAUCUGCCAACACUGUCUGGUCCAUCUUGGAGAUAUUGCACGAUACCGCAACCAGACCAGUCAGGCUGAGUCGUACUACAGACAUGCAGCUCAACUUGUUCCCUCUAAUGGACAACCUUACAAUCAACUGGCCAUACUGGCUUCCUCCAAAGGAGAUCACCUCACAACAAUCUUUUACUACUGCAGGAGCAUUGCUGUCAAAUUCCCCUUUCCUGCUGCAUCCACAAACCUGCAGAAAGCUCUUUCUAAGGCGCUUGAGAGCCGGGAUGAGGUAAAAACAAAAUGGAGCGUGUCUGAUUUUAUCAAAGCUUUCAUCAAGUUCCAUGGCCACGUUUAUCUGUGCAAAAGCCUGGACAAGCUCAACACCCUGAGAGAGAAGCUGGAGGAACAGUUCCAGAGACUGAUUCUCCAGAAAGCCUUCAGCUCCCAGCAGCUGGUCCACAUCACGGUGAUAAACCUCUUUGAACUGCACCAUCUCCGGGACUUCGGGAAUGAGGCCGAUGAGCAGAGCUACAGCUCGGAUGAGCAGAUCAGCUGGAUCCAGCUCCUUGGCCUCUUCAUGUCUUUCCUUGGAGGGAUGCUAAGCCGGGCUUUACUUAAUAAGAACCGAGAGGAGAUCAUGGGGGAGUGCCCGCUUCCUGCCAUCAAAGUGUCAUUGGAUUGGUUGAGGCUUCGACCCAACGUAUUGAGCGAAAGUGCCGUAGACAAGCGACAGUACAUCUGGCCGUGGCUGGUGUCCAUUCUAAACAGCUUUCAGCCCAAGGAGGAGGAUGUGUCAAACGCAUCAGUAAUUCCUCUGCCUGAAGAGUUUGAGCUGCAAGGCUUUCUGGCCCUUCGUCCUGCUUUACGGAUGCUAGACUUCUCUAAAGGACACCAGGGUGUCGUUGUUGGCAAGGAGAGCCUGUUGAUUCAUGCUCGACACCAGAGACUCGUCAGCCUGGGCAAGUGGGUGGCUGACAACGAGCCACGGUUGAUCCAGUGUCGCAUCAAUGACGCCCUCGUGCUCUUCAUCACUGAUAUCCCCGAGAUGGUGGUGGAGGAGCCACAGGAGAAAGACACACCUGUACUCCAGGAGUCAUCUAACGGAGAGCAGACACCCAACGACAGCACCCAAGGCCUAAAAUCUGUCCUGUCAGCCGGGAAGAACCAGAACAGCGGCCUGGAUGGCAGCGAAAGACCCGUGGUCACAUUUAAAGAGAACAUCAAACCCAGAGAGCAGAGCAGAGAGCAAAACAGGAACCAACAUCAGAGAGAUGCAGGCAAGGAGCGAGCUGGCUUUAAUAAAGGAAAUGGAACACAAGGGAAGAACGAACAGAAGAAAGAGGGCAAGAGGAAGAGUGAGGUGAAGAAGAACAGUCACGAGAAAUCAACAGAUGCUGGGAAACAGGUGAAGACUCAGACUGAGAUGAGGAAGACUCCAGUGUCUGAAGCAAGGAAGACUCCAGUCACACAGACUCCAGCCACAUCUUCCCAGUUUAUUCCCAUUCAUCACCCAGGAGCUUUCCCCCCUUUGCCAAGCAGACCAGGUUUUGCUCCACCUGCUUAUGUGAUUCCUCCUCCUGUGGCAUUCUCCGUGAGCCCAGGCUUCACCUUCCCCACAGGCGUCUCUGUGCCCGCCCCCUUCCUCCAAACCGCCUCCCAUCCUCAGUCUGCCAAUCAGGUGCAGCCUGGGAAACCUUCACACAUUCCCUACAGCCAGCAGAGGCCUUCAGGCCCAGGAGCCCUAAACCAGGGUCCUCCUCAAUCUCAGCAGACGCAACCUCCUCCUCCGCAUCAAUCCCAGCAGGCCUUGCAACAGUCUGUUCAGCUACAAGUACAACAGCAGCAGCAACAACAACAGCAGUCGCCCACCAAGCAGAGCUCUCAGCUCGGCAAGAGCCCGCCACAUCAUCACAGCAUGCAGCAGCCUUACAUGCAGGUGCCUGAACAGGCUGGUCAAAUGUGGAACCAGCAUCAAAAUCAGCCCAGCAUGCAGAAAAUGCCCAUGCAGAUGCCAGUCAAACAGCCUUUCUUCAUGCCCACCCAGGAGCCCAUGAACCUCUUCGAACAUCCCAUGAGCAUGCAGCCUCCUCAACCUAGCAUGGACAAGAAGAUGAAGUUUCCAGAGGUCAAAGUGCAGGAUUUCUACUGGGAGCCUUCGUACCACAUUGGAGGAGAGGGCAGGGGCGGAAUGGGAGACAGGAUGGGCAAACGUCAGCCUGGAGUCUUCUGUCCUGACCAGGAGAGCAUGCCCAGAGGCCCUCAAUAUGAAGACAACAAGAGCUCCCCUCUUCUGCCCCCAGACCUGUUAAAAACUCUGGCGGACUUUGAGGAGGAGGAGGAGCUUCUCUUUACUAAACCUCAUGAUUUCUACCAGGCCUUGGCUGGUCCUCUUAACUCUGCUCCAGGAAGAAACAUCUUUUUGCCAAAUCAGUCAAGACUGGACAGUGGAGCUGAUGUGAUCGGUCAGUCCUCUCUUCUGCCCAGAUUUACCAUUCAGGAAAGCUCAUACCAGAACAACAGCAUUUUCAGUGAGGCCUAUGGUAAAAACAUGGCACCUACAUCUAAGCCGGAUGCUCCCAUGAUGCACCAGGAGCCCUCGCUUUACUCCCUCUUUGAAGGAACUCCAUGGUCCCCUUCACUUCCUGCUAGUUCAGAUCACUCAACACCAGCCAGUCAGUCCCCUCACUCUUCCAACCCAAGCAGUCUGCCUUCAUCCCCUCCCACCCAUAGCCACAGCUCCCUGCCCUUUUCCAACUUUGGCCCCAUCGGGACCCCCGACAGCAGAGACCGCAGAGUAACGGACCGCUGGAAAACUGACAAGACCGGUGUGAGUGGCUUUGGGUUGGACUACCUGCCCUCUGCUUCAUCCACUUCUUCUGUGCCAGAAACCAACAGCUGGCACCAGGGGGCGCCAACCAACAGCUGGGCAGCCCAGGACAUGCAAAUGGAGGAUUCCUCUACUGUCCUCCUUGACAGUUUUAAGUCAAUCUGGUCGAGCUCCAUGAUGCAGCCCGGUCCGUCCGCGUUGGAGCAGCUCCUGAUGCAGCAGAAACAGAAGCAGCAGCGCGGCCACGGCAACAUGAACCCGCCACACUGAGAGUCCACGGGGAAGAUGCACUUGUGUGAUACACGAUUCAACGGAAGAGGUGAAACACCACAAGCUCCAAUCGGAAAUUUCCGGCAUUACCCGCGAGUGGAGGCUGGAGACGGCGAACGAUGCGAAGCGGCAGGCUCAAAACGAACCGCUCGCCUGACCGACGGGGGACGUGCAGCCCUCUAACUCUCCUCUAUCUCUCUCACUCUCUCUGUCUGUCUCUCUCCCCGUGCCUCUACGGCAUCGAGGGCGUGCGAGCGCCUGACCUGUCAAGCUGCUCAGCGCGUAGCCACCGCAGAACACUGACUCUGAGGGGAAACUCUGAGACUUCCUCUCUGAUUGCCACCUCACUUCCUCUGGGGGUCAAAGGUCAUUCUCCUGUCUCAUCUGGACUCCUUGACUCAUGCCGCCUGCUUAAAUCACAGACACGCGGAGAAGACGCGUGUGUCGGGAAGGGAUGUUUAUCGGCGGGCAGAGCGGUGGUGCGAGGGACAAAAAGAAAGAAGGACUUUUUUGCUUUUUAUUCCAAGUCUGGAUUCAUUUUCUCGGAGGAGGGAUUCGUGUCGCUGUUUUAAAAAAAUACAAGAAAAAGUUGAAUGAAUGAAGGAUGAUGCAUUCAGUCGAACGUGUCCUUCUAGAGGACACGCUGGGAUGUUUAAAACAUAGAUCGACACAUGGAUCACGAUGUUGUCAUGUACAGUGUGAUUUGUAAGAAGCAUUUGGAAAAUGGGACCGGGAAAGUCUCGAACCAUUAUGAAGCUCAUAGCAACAUUACAGCUCAAUCCGUAUCAGAGCUGAGGUUAGAUUAUAGAUGUAGGAUGUAGUAUCAUUAGCUGCACUAGAGACUGCAAUUAUUAACAAUACUGUAUUUUGUGACUUGUUCUGUAGCAGUUUUAGCUCUCUAAAAUAUUAUUCAGUAAAUCUGUUCAAUAGUUUACUGCUAACGGGGGAGAUCAUUGAAUAUAAAUAUGUGGCACCCCUAUUUCCUGCUCUUCCUCUUGGUUUCUUUGCGCGAAUGUUUACUCUAGCUUACACGCGUUAUGCGUCUUUUGUUCAUGUUCUGCCUUUUAAUAGUUUUAAGCUUUAUCAGCUCUCUUUGUGCCUGUUUUCUCUUUUCCUUUAGUCGUUUUUUGUUUCGUUUUGUUUUAAUGAAUUGUUAACAUCACUAUCAAGGUUGGCACUGUUGGGAAAUGAACAGCCAGGCAAACGGGUCCACCUGCGACGCUGUUAGAAAAAAGGGACGGAAGCCAGGAAGGGCCAUUUUUCUUCGGCAACCUCGUAGCCCACUGAAUAUACCAUCGCUGCAGACGCUGUAUCAGUUAAAAAGCCACUGACGGCGAAAUCCCCAUAGCCGCUUACUGCUUAGGCUCAAGAAAGGCCUCUGAUAGGACUGCAGAAACGUAAGCGAGUUAGUUUCCACGUAUAGCUCUCGCUGCGCUUAGCACUAAGAAAUAAGAGGAAUAGCGUCAGCCCUGCUGCUUUACUCAGAAAUGUUCUUGUAGCGUAUAUCAUUGGUUGCCUCAGGUUAGCGUUACGUGACCUUGCUUCUGUAGGAGCCCUGCAUCUAAUGGUUCUCCAAAUACUGAUUUUUCAGUAGAUGAUAUAGCACUGAGUUGAUCUUUCAAGGAUCUCUAACUUUUUGUGGGUGCCACUGUCUGAUAGAAAUGUUUCUGGGCCAGGGGUUAGUGUUGGGUAGGUUGAGAUAUCUAUAAAAAUGUUCACGGCGGUUCUUUCUUGUUGGUUAAACCGCCAAAAUUUUGUUUGGCAAAGGCUAUACGACAGACGUAAUCUCGUGUAUGAUGAGAAUGAAGCGUGUUUUUAUUUUUGAGUAGAGAACAUUUUAUCAAAAACAAACUUUAAAUGACGUGUCUAAUUGCCGUGUGAUUGUGCUUCUCUUGUUGCAUUUAAAAUUGUAUUAAAAUAGAGGAAUAAAUAAUCAAAGGAACCUUAGACGUUCAGUUAGGUCAAAGUAUCGUUUGAUAAAAUCAGAAGUUUCAAUGGGAGCCCUGCGCCCCCCAUAUUGUUCAUCUUUUUCCUUUUAGAAACGUUCAACAAGGAGUUUCAGAUGUCUGUGCUCUGAUUGGUUGCUGUGGAUGCCUAACAUUCUUUUAUUUUGUAUGGAUUUGUGGUGCACAGUCUUGUGAAUGUGCUUUUUCGGAUACCCAGUAUCUCACUGCAUUGUAAAUGUGGAUUCCCCUGUUGUCCAGUUUCCAUCUUUGAACUGUGGCUUCUGUAGUGACGUGCAUUACAAUGCUGAUCACAAGGACAACAGCCUUGCGCCUUUGCGCAUUGAUAUUACAUUCCAGUGGUAAAGCUAAAAAAUGUAAACAAAACGUAAAAAAACAGCCAGCUUUUUACUGCAAAUGCACAGGUACAUUUACCACUAAGCAAAUUUGUCCCAAUUUUAAAUUCAGUCUGCCACUCCUGAAAUUCUGCAUGAAAUACAUCGUUCAGAAUGCCUUGUGUUUUGAAUGAAGGAGAUAUCCGGUCAAGUUUUUCGUUUGUUUUUUAGAGGAUUUUGUCAGGGAAUAAUAACUGGGGGUGAAGAUAUCUCCUUCUGUAAUGGGCUUGAUUUGUGUUCUUGUCUUUUUGUGGACACUUAUAAACGCUGGAAUCAGCUAUGCCUUUAAUAAAAUAAAACCAUGUCCAUGCAG
Molecule: messenger RNA, 6284 nt
Organism: Misgurnus anguillicaudatus (oriental weatherfish)
Lineage: Eukaryota; Metazoa; Chordata; Actinopteri; Cypriniformes; Cobitidae
Source: RefSeq, a predicted model, not a curated record